AUGAUUACCCAACAAAUUUGUGAAUGGUUUCUUUUUUUGUCCGUAGCACCAUGUAGAAAGCUCGGCGCACCAGCUCGUUCGAGAAUCACACAAGGAGGUUUUAGACAUAACGAAAAUAUCAAAUUUGAAUGUGAUCCAGACUAUUACCUGCACGGAAGGAACAUCUUGACCUGUUCAGAUGGGACAUGGAAUGAUGCUCCUCCGACCUGUUUAGGUAAGUAUAAAGCACAACCAGAAAUUGAUUCAUGAUUUUUAUCUAUGGAGUCAUAACCAGAGUGGCCACUUUAUACCCUACCCCCUUCCUGCACUUCCUAGGCAACAUUUUUGCCAUUCAUACCGCGUUUGAGGAAAUCUAGAAUUACAGAAACUAUAUGUGUUAAGGGUUGUUUACACUAUCAUUAAGUUUCUGUGAUCACAGUAGGAAUUUUGUAGCAGGAUUCGUAUAAGAAAUGUUUGAAGGAACUGAUUCAAUGUUAGUAUACGCUGAAUCAAUUCCUUAAAAAUUAAACAUUUCUUACAAAACUUUUGAAAAUUUAGAAAUACGUAGACAAAUAUUUUAAUAAAUCCUUCAAAACACGGACACCAUUCUUUAUGCUUUCAUUAUUUUGUAAUGUAAAUUUACGUCUUGCUACGUUUUAACUGUUUUGGUUUGUAGUAAUUGUAUUCUGUCAAAAUUCUUAAAAAUAGAGCCCCCCCCCCAAAAAAAAUGUACAUAGUACAGACCAUACCAAAGGUCCUUUGAGAGGAAAAGCUUGGUUAAAAAACUCAGAAUCCAAUACCCUGGAAGUGAAAUUGGUUUCGGCGAACAAGCAAACUAUGCAGAAACAAAUAAAAGUACUUUGGGCUCCCUUAUUUAUCCCUCCCACUUCCACUUCCCGCUCUACUAGAAAAUCCAGUUGUGCCUAUUGUAACCCUAAACGUAAUUUCUAAUAUCUUAUUUCCCCAUAUGUUUUUAUGUCAAACAAAAUUCAGUUCUAGAUUGAGAAAUUUUUUAAGGAACGAUAUAAAAAAUCUAUUCCUUUACGUCAUCUGACUAUCUGAUUUCCCUGAACUAAACGUCUUUCAAUACAAUACAUCCAAUUAAUUUUGUGUACUUCUUAAACGCUUCAUCAACACUAUGAGUGUUUUAGCGCUAUUCUGGAGGAGAGCAGUGCUUUUUCUUGAUGUCAUUGGUAAUUUAAUUUUAAUAUGAUAUAACUCAAUGUACUCAAUGUAUGUCCAUUAAUUCUCUUUCCCAAUUAAAAUAUUGGCAGACUUGAAUUAUUGAGAUCAUUACCUCAACAAAUGUUAAAAAAUUGUGCCUUGGCGGAACUACAGCUUCGUGUGGGAAAACAUUUGCUCGUCUGUAACAGAAGCAAACCCGGAAGACAUUUGUUUUGGGUCGGAUAUAUGAAUCGUGCAAGUAUAUGAGCAACCUAUCAAAUUGCCCGAAAAGCACUUUCCACCUCCCGAAAUAUAUGUUAAUACUGAUUAUAGUGAAAUACAUGGUGAAAUGCAUUAAUGGAAUCAAAAUGACUUCGAAAACUACAAAAUAGAGUGCCAGAAUUAUUGUGGAUAUGAACAAUGACGUAAAUUAUUAAUUUUAUUGCUUUACGUGCACUAGGCUGGGAACCUCUCAAAACAGAAAGAAAGAAAGCUAAAACAAAAAUGAUGUAUAAAGUGUUAAAUAAAAUGGGCCCCAAAUCACUUACUAAUCUUUUUUCAUACAAAAGUGAGAAUACAAAUUACAACCUUCGGGAAAUUUCAAGUGAUCUUAGUUUACCAAAUCCGUGUACUAACAAUAUGAAAAAUAGUUUCAUGUAUGACGGAGCAUACCUUUGGAAUUCUAUUCCAAAGGAAGUAUGGAAAGCAAAACUCUUUCUUCCUUUAGAAAUAAAAUCGCUGCUCACAUCAUUGACAUAAAGUAAUAAAUAAAUUGAUGUGCCGGAACCUUGGGUGCCAGAGGUUCUUCCACGCUCGUAGGGGGAUAAUGAGGGAUACACGAGGAUUCAUGCUGGGCUGGAGGGGAGAGGGAAGAACCUCUGGAACACUUCUAUGGUUUCUCAGAUUCUCGAACCGCACCAAUCACGAUGCUUAAUAGUGUGAAGUGAUCCAGAAUCUGGAUCACAGUGUUAAUUGGUUAACGGCAGGGACUUGUUAAAACAAUGACUUUCAUUGGCUGUUUGAACCGUAUGUUCUUCAAGAUAUUAUCGUUCAGAAUCCGUACAGGCAUACGCUGUUGUUUAAUAUAAUAACAUUAUAUUUAUAACAUAGUCAGACGUAAAUAUAUAUGCCUUUAGUCCUGCGAGAGGAUUUCAACGGUCGCAGUUGAUUCGGUUUUGAAUUUUUUUACUGGACGGUGUUACAAAACUAAAUAAACAUCAAGAUGAUGCCUUUAUAUUUCUGUGUUUGAGUUGAUGCAUCGCCGUGAUAUGCUUGCUAUAUUGCCAAGAGGGAAUUAGCCGGCAAGUCGAGUUUAUACUCGUCAACGACAAGUUCCCGGCUAUAUUAUAGAAACUUAAUUAUAGUAAAAACCCGGGAGACUGUUUACAUGACGAUGCAGCCGAGUAUAAACUCGCCAGUGACGAGUUCCCGGCAGGAAGAGGCGAGAUAUUGCCUUAGGCGAGAUAUAUAUCUUACUUACCGGCUGCGAGGUCCGGAUGAAAAAAACUGUGCCCAAGGUCUAGAAAACGGCCCAAGCCCGAAGGGCGAGGAACGUUUUCAAGACCGAGGGCACAGUUUUUCUCAUCCGGACCGACGCUGCCGGUAAAUAACGUGUUUAUUUUUUAUCAGAUUUAAAAAUGAAAUUCAUUAAAAUUCCAGUGUUGCUUGCGAACUAAUUUGAGAUCAGUGCAGUUGUGUAUUUUUAAAGCGAGGCUGACAAAAAUUAAAACGUUGAAAGAUAUAAAACACGACCGAAUACGAAAACUCGAGAAAACUGGCAAGAAACAAACAAAAAUACGUAUAGUUUCAGUAAAUUUACAUGCUUUUUUCAUGAAUAUGGUAGCAGAAAAGCCCUUGGAAUAAAAAGCUAUAGAAGUGUUCCAGAGGUUCUUCCCCCUCGCCUCCCGCCCAGCUUGAAUCCUCGUGUAUCCCUCAUUAUCCCCUACGAGCGUGGAAGAACCUCUGGCACGCAGGGUAAUGUGCCUGUAAAUAUUCUAACUAGAAAAUACAUGCAUGCAGAAACCCUCGCCUUGCUGAUAAAACCAUUGUAUUUUCGGAACAUGAAGUAUCUAAAGUAGUUGUCAUGGUAACACGAUAAUUUUUUAAGAACAUUCUUACAAAAUGAAAAUCGCCUAAAAAUAUCACUUUUAAUUACAAAAUUAUAAAUUUCCCAACAUAUAUAUGUUAGGUAUGUAAUUAUACCUAAUACAAGCUUCAAUUUAAGGUAAAAUUCAACCACAAACAAUUCACAAAACGUUCUAAAGUGUUCUUUAUAAAACUAAACUACUUUUAGCUAUUAUUAUGACUUUAUCGAGAAACUUUGAGUUUGCAAUAAAAUUAUUUAAAAUUCUCGCUUGCAAAUAACUUUGCUUAUUUUUUAAUUAAAAAAAUUCAAUAUAAUAAAAAAGGAAUCAAUAUUAAAGAGACACUGAAAUUAUAUGCUGUCUUGUUUAGUUGUUUCAUAUACGCAAAAGCCGUCGGGUUUUAAAGCCAUUAUAAAAUCAAUAUUUAAAACAAACUUACCUUCGUUAACGUCGGCUCCCUUCUUUUAGCCGAUUCUUUCGCCUUUUCUUUCUUGAAAUUUAUAAAAUCUUGCAGAAAUACGAGCAAAAAUGAAAUAUAUUUGCAAGAAAUUUAUCAAUCAUCAAAUCAAGAAAUGUUUGCUAUUUUGCUGUCGUCUUGCAGUCGUUAUAAUGCAAACUUUAAAUCGGACCAAUCAGUGUCGGUUAUUCAUGACGGUCCGCCAUAUUUUUGAGAUCACUGAGGAUGACCACCCAUCGUUGGUGACCGACGCCCGCGCUCGUUGAUGAACUUUAGACUUCGCUAAUGCUUUCGUUUCCCCGGGUGUAAAUAGCCGGGGGGAAUUAGUACCCUCGCACGGCGCUUCGCGCCGUCGGCUCGGGGAUAACGUUCGUAUCAUGUAAAUAAUUCAAUAUUUUGCCAAAUUUUCUGUAAAUAGCUCUUAAUAUCUUCUCAUGUAAUUUUUUUCUAUUUUUACACACGCCCCCCUCGUGGAAAUCAGCUUCGGUUGACGGGGUUAGCGUGUAUAAAUAAAGUGUCUAUCAAUCUAUCUUAUCUAUCUAUCUAUUUAACCAACAUUAUAUCUUCAGCUCCCUGCAGACGGUUUAAUUGGCGUACAACCAUUCCGUGGUGGUUAUAUAAGGCGAGAUGGUUACAGACAUAAUGAGGAAGUGACAUUUGGAUGUAGAGAUCCGUUGGUUAUUGAUGGUCAGGUUACCUUACGUUGCAAUGAUGGGACAUGGAAUAACAGACUACCUACAUGUGGAGGUUUGUGUAUAUUUCCUAAAGGUUAGGGUAGAGUGUUGAUCGUCUAAAACAACGUGAUAACCCGAAACACUAUCUUCGUUCUUUCCUUACUUUUCAACCUGUAAGAUGCAAUUCACAAUCUCAUUUCGAAUAUCUUACAAUUAUUGGACGUGAUUGAGCAAAUAUUUAUUUACUUUAUAGUUUAUUUUAUUUUACAAGUUUGUCAUUGCAAUAGAUCAAAAGAGUACUAUAUAGUUACAAAGACUGCAAUUUCCACACAGAGAUAGUUCUCCAAUAACGGGGUUCCAAAAAAGAGCAACUUAUGGUAUAUCUAAUUAUUUUAAAAUUAAAGCAAACAUAACAAUUAAACACAAAUACAAGAAGACAAAGCAAACGUAUUGACGAACAAACAAACAAAAAAUAAAUUUAGCAACAUGUUCAAGUUGAUAACGAGUUGUGUGACAUUUAAUACAAACAGACUUAAAUGUUCUUGAAUCGUCAGGAUCAUAAAUUUGUUGGGUUAAUUCUAUGUAAUAUUUCAUUGGAUUAAAUUUAAAUGUAGUUAGAGAUGUGGUGGUAUUUCUUAUGAAACCGGGAAGCGUGUUCCACACAUUAGCAGCUCCGAUGUAAAAGCUGUUUUGAAAAGAAACAGUUUUACUUUUGGUUACAUGAAGUAGGAUGCCGUUGGUUGAACUAGUAUUCCUUGUUUCUCGUGAUGAUGAUUUGUCAGUAUAGCGUGCAUGCACACCAAUACAUUUUGUGAUUCAGCAAAGCGCUUGUUCAAUAAUUGAUUGACCGUACUAUUUCAUAUUUCGCAUGCAAUUAUUCACCAUAAUUUUUGUCAUUCUUAUUGCAUUGCACGAGUUUUCAAAUAUUAACAAGCCAGUGCAACACAAAUCUUCCCAUUGUCAACCGAAACUGAAUAAAUGGAAUGGGAAUAAAUGAAAUGCAUUUAAACAUGACGUAUUUAAAUUUUGUUACUUUUUUGUAUUUUGGACAUGUUUGUCAAAGCAAACACGAAAAUUGUUUCCAGACAAAGCGCUGAUAUACGAUGAAAUUUCACACCAUUUUUCUAAUUGCAUUGUAAAAUUAUCAAAAAUCAAUUUAAAAUAACUAAUAAUAUACUUUGCGAAACUGCUUUGUCAAAAUUUAUAAUCGCUUUCUGAACGAACAUUAGCUCUGAAGAACGGAGCAAGUUUGGCAAAAUUUCGUUAUAAAAGUAUUUUUAACAAAAGCGAAUAGUGAAAUUGAUAUCUUGUAGGUGAUAAGUACUAGUUAAAACAUGUGCAGCCGAUCUUUAUCUGAUAUACAAAUUAGGCAAUGUUUAAAAAUAAACAUUGCCUAAGCCGGGAAAAUCAGAACAUUUAUGUAAACGAUUUAUGCAAAUCAGAACAAAUCUUUAUCCGAUUUACAAACAUUGAUUAAGUAUUCAUUUCUUUGGAAUUUUCUUCAUGAAUUAUUAAUGAGCAUUUUAAUUGUGUGCAUAUUCAAUAAACUGUUUACACCAUAGAUAUCUUAUAUACAUUAGAUAGCGCAUCUCUUUUGUAAAAUUGAAGCCAAGAAUAUUCCAGCGGUUACCCCAUUUGAAUAGAUGGCGGCCAUUUUGGAGUUUCCCACUCGGUAAUAAACGAUUAAAGUAAAAAACAACAACAACUUUCAUCAUUUGAAUAAUUUGAAAAUGUAUUUAGAAUAGGUUUAACUUAAUGUUAAUGUUCCCUGUUUAAGAAAUAGAAAACUUACGAGUCUUCUCAUUUCAUGGAAAACAUAGAAAACAUACGAGUCUGCAAUCACGGCUUCAAUUUUUGAAUUGCAGAAUAAUUAGAUGCACUAUCUAGUGUAUACAAGAUAUCUAUGGUUCACACCGGUUAUUUGCUGUUAACAUAAUAUAAUUGAAUAUUACCGCCAGUUAUUGGCAAGACGGUAGUCAAUCAAAAUUGAGAGAAUAUUUAUAUAAGUUAUAACAAAAUUUACUCGUAAUUUUGGAAUGUGAUCUGCUAAUUUGAAAUCCAUUUGUAAAUUGUUCUGACAUUGGUGUGACAAAUUCCAAUUCCAAUAUUGCAUUCCUACAGGCCCUUGCAGGAACCUCACUGCGCCGAGAAAUGGUGUAAUCAUAAAGAAUGGAUACAAACAUAAAGACACCCUUACCUUCGGAUGCGAUCAAGGAUUUCAAAUGGUUGGUACACAAAAUAGAGUAUGCAAUUUUGCAGUAUGGAGUGAUUCCAGAAUACCUCGUUGUGAAGGUAAAACAUUUAAUUUCGUCCAUGAUUUUUUCUAUAUCAAUAUUUUGUGUCGUUGUCGUCGUUGUUAUUGUCGUUGUCUUCGCCGCCGUCGUCGUCGCCGCCGUCGUCGUCGUCGUCGCUGUUGUCGUCGUCGUCGUUGUUACGCUUCGUCACAAAAAAUCUUAAAAUAAUAUGUCAUAAUUUCUGCAUAGCAAAGUGUUCGAAUUAUACAUGUAUAUAUGUCUUAUAUAUCUUAUAUAAUAUAAGAUAGGUCGUCGUCGUCGUCUCCGCCGCCGCCACCGCCGUCGGCGUUGUUGUUGUCGUUGUUGUUGUUCUCGUUGUUGUUGUCGUUGUUGUUGUCGUUGUUGUUGUUGUUGUUGUUGUCGUUGUUGUUGUCGUUGUUGUUGUCGUUGUUGUUGUUGUUGUUGUUGUUGUCGUUGUUGUUGUUGUUGUUGUUGUCGUUGUUGUUGUUGUUGUUGUUGUUGUCGUCGUCGUUGUUGUUGUCGUUGUUGUUGUCGUUGUUGUUGUUGUUGUUGUUGUCGUUGUUGUUGUCGUUGUUGUUGUCGUUGUUGUUGUUGUUGUUGUUGUUGUCGUUGUUGUUGUUGUUGUUGUUGUC
Molecule: messenger RNA, 7245 nt
Organism: Paramuricea clavata
Lineage: Eukaryota; Metazoa; Cnidaria; Anthozoa; Malacalcyonacea; Plexauridae
Source: the annotation of a GenBank genome assembly